AUGAAUCAAGCAAAUGAAACUAAUUUUAUUUACUUUGUCAUCGAGGGGAUUUCUGACCUCCCCGAGCUCCAGGUUCCGAUCUUCCUCCUGGUUCUUCUCAUCUAUCUCAUCACUCUUGGGGGUAACCUGACCAUCCUGCUCCUCAUCUGCCUGGACCGUCGCCUCCGCACCCCCAUGUACUUCUUCCUAGGUAACCUCUCCGUCCUGGACAUGUCUUCUACCGUAGUGACUCUACAUAAAGUCCUUCUUAUCGCAAUAACGGGAGAUAAAAGUGUUUCUUACGUGGCUUGCGUGGCACAAUUGUACAUUUUUGCGUCCUUAAUCGGAGAUGAGCUCCUGCUAUUGGCCGCCAUGAGCUACGACCGCUAUUUGGCCAUCUGUAGACCAUUGCAUUAUCACAAGGUGAUGAACCAGAGGCUCUGUUGUGUUUUGGCAAUCACAAGCUGGUUGUUGGGUUGUCUGGAAAACAUACCCCUUGUUGUGUUACUAUCAAUGUUAACUUGUUUUAGAUCCAAACAAAUAAACCACUACUACUGUGACAUUUUACCGCUGAAGGAAAUCUCCUGCAGCGACACGUCUGCGUUGGACCUCUUAAUUUUUGUAAGUGGAACGUUCCAUACAUCGGUCUCAUUUUUCCUGACUUUCAUACCUUAUAUUUUCAUUAUCUCCUGUAUUUUGAGGAUAAGCUCCCGCGUCGGAAGACGUAAAGCCUUCUACACGUGUUCCUCGCACCUCGCGGUCGUCGUCCUGCUGUACGUGACCCUUGUCUUCCAAUACCUGCGAUCUAAUGCGGCAGAGCGCCUGGACACCAACAAACUGUUUAACACGGCAGCAGUCCCCAUGCUGAACCCACUGAUUUACAGCUUGAAAAAUAAAGACGUGAAGUCGUCGUUACGACACAGAAUUAAAAUGUGCGGGUCGAUUAAAUGUCUAAAAAUCUGUUCUUCACAGAAAAUCAGGGCAAUGGGCAACUCUCUUCUCUAA
Messenger RNA from Spea bombifrons (plains spadefoot toad), 984 nucleotides. Its product is annotated as olfactory receptor 2AP1-like. Gene Ontology annotation, biological process: G protein-coupled receptor signaling pathway. Gene Ontology annotation, molecular function: olfactory receptor activity; G protein-coupled receptor activity. Lineage: Eukaryota; Metazoa; Chordata; Amphibia; Anura; Pelobatidae. The transcript has a single exon. Gene Ontology annotation, cellular component: membrane. The coding region runs from base 1 to 984 and encodes 327 amino acids. The record is from RefSeq and is a predicted model, not a curated record.